This is a messenger RNA of Agrilus planipennis (emerald ash borer), 2064 nucleotides long. Its product is annotated as ataxin-2 homolog. The record is from RefSeq and is a predicted model, not a curated record. The coding region runs from base 120 to 1433 and encodes 437 amino acids. NCBI's taxonomy places the organism in Eukaryota, Metazoa, Arthropoda, Insecta, Coleoptera, Buprestidae. The transcript is spliced from 8 exons.
CUCCUUUACCAAAAUAAACCAUACGCGCCUUAUUCUAAAAUCGUAACUCCCAGUUCUAUACUAAACGAUUAACCGAUAAAGUGACGAAUUCUGCUUUCUUGUACAAGAAAUAGGAUUGGAUGGCUCAACAAUAUCCAAAACUAGUUAACAAACAAUUUAAUUCUCCGAUCAAUUUAUAUUCGGACUCGAAUAUACGGGAAGUUAUUGAAAGAGAAACCCAGCUACUCACUAACGGGGCUGUUGGUAUCAACUUUUAUAAUCCGAACACUUCUACGCCAGCAAACUUAAAAAAUUCUGCAGUCAUGCGACUAAUACAGGAAAACGAACAACCACGUACUGAAAGCAACUCGAAUUUACGAACACACGAUGGACGACAGAAUUGGCCACCUCCAGAUAACAAAGCGGUUCACAAAAUUCAAUUUGGAGUUUCAGGUCUAAAGCGUGUAGCUUGGCCACCACCAUCUGCUGAAGAACAUUUGGUCGAAGUUUCACCAGACCAAGUGGUUAAAGCUCAAAAUUCGAGUGGCCCCGCCAAUUACGCGAACCAAAGUAGCCCCCGGUCAGGCUAUAGCACCCCUUCUACUCAACAAGGAUUAGCGAAUAACUAUCAACAGCCUGCUUAUCAACAACCUUCUUAUCAGCAGAAACAACCUGCUUAUCAGCAACAACACUCUUACCAACAGCAACCCUCCUACCAACAACAACCCCCUUAUCAACAACAGCACUCUUACCAGCAACAACCCGCUUACCAACAACAGCAACAACAACCCUACUAUCAACAGCAACAACCUGCUUAUCAACAACAAAAUUCGUUCUCUCCUAUCCACAAUCAGACCCCUUCCAGCUUCAGUCCAGUUCAGCAACCUGCUAAACAGUGGUCGUCGGUGUCUUCUCCCACCCCAACAUCUCCUAUCCCACAACGGGGUCCUCAAUCUCCUGCCCAAGCUCCAGGAUUUCAAUCUAGCUCACAAGUUUUCUCACCAAGCGCCCAGAGUUACCAAAAUACGGCCCCUGCGUACCCAAAGGAUCAAGACAUUCAACAGUCGAGAGGACCUGCAAGGCCUCAAGCUACACAACCACAGAAGCAAUUCGAACCCCCUCCUCAAACGAUUACCCUCCGAUCCGAACCCCCAAUGAGUCAAAAGCCGGCCCCAGUUUACAACGCACAACCUGCCGCUAAAGUUUUUAAAGGCGGUAGCUUUUUACGCGGGGACUUAAAAUGGCCCCCACCGGAAGUGAAGAAACAUAUGGAAGAAGAAAAGAAGCACUUAGAAGACUUGGCCAAGGGGCCAGCCUUCAAGCCGAGGAAGAUGGAGAAAGAUUAUACCGAUUUCUUCGCACAGCACGCAUUAAACAAUACCUACCCUGGAUACAAAGUACCCCCAGGUACCCUAUAUUAUCCCCAUGAACCUAAAUAUAUCAAAUUAAGUUAGUUUAAUUACAUAAUACUUUUUUUUCAUUGCAAACCGCAAGUGAUAAUUACUAUUAUAAUAAAGUGGCUAAUUAUUGUAAAUAAAAUGAAAAAUUAUAAAUAACGCAUAUGUAUUUUAAUUAUUAUAUUAUUAAAAUUAAUAUAUACGAAGUACGCUUUUCCAGUUACACUUUUAUUUCAUGUUGUGAUUAUUUGUUCUUGUUAUGUACCGUUAAAAGGAAAUUUAAUUGCGCAAACUUUGUGACUGUUUUGGCACUUGCAUAGGUAAAUUAUACUAUAGUUGUAUUGUUGUGCUUUUAAAUUUCAUUUUUUGUAACUUAAUACCCGAGCUACUCACAAAUAGCUAAGUACACAACAAAAAAGUCACUUUGCUGACGUAAGUAAACGUUAUUGGACUGGAGUACCUGUGCCAAUUCUAUCUAAAUCGCGGUUAUUUUAGGAUCUUGAAAUAAAUUUUCUGUUUCUCGGUGAUACCUACAUGGGUGUGUGUGUGUGUAUAAUGCGCCGGAACGUAGCAAAUUUGUGAAUAGCUUUAUUUAUUUUUACUUAUUUAUUGAUGCAACACGAAAACAGUGUAGUGACGAAAGAAUAAAAAACGCUUAAUAAAUAUUGCACUGCUUCGCAUCAGCUGA